AUGCCUUUGACAGCUGCUGUCAUCGGUGGAGUGCAGAAAUUAGUUCUAUAUGAAACAAGAGCGAGGUAUUUCCUUGUUGGGAGCAAUCAUGCCCAGACCAAACACAGGGUCCUAAAAAUCGACCGCACGGAACCACGGGAUCUGGUCAUCAUUGAUGAUAAGCAUGUGUACAGUCAGCAGGAGGUGCGGGAGCUCCUGGGGAGGCUUGAUUUGGGGAACCGCACAAAGAUCGGACAGAAGGGCUCCUCCGGCCUGUCGAGGGCGGUGUCCGCCUACGGCAUUGUGGGCUUUGUGCGCUUUCUGGAGGGUUAUUACAUCGUCCUGAUCACCAAACGCCGCAAGAUGGCCGACAUCGGCGGGCACGCCAUCUAUAAGAUCGAGGACACCAGUAUGAUCUACAUCCCCAACGACUCCGUCCGCGUGACCCAUCCAGACGAAGCCAGAUACAUGAGAAUCUUCCUGAAUGUGGAUCUGUCCAGUAACUUCUACUUUAGUUACAGCUACGACCUGAGCCACUCCCUGCAGUAUAAUCUGACCCUCUUGCGCGCCCCCUGUGACCCUGGAGAGGUCGAGGAGACCAACAGUACCAGUCGGCAGGACAGCUUUGACAUCUUUGAGGAUGAAGGCCUUCCCACACAAGGUUGAAAGAUGGUCCACGGGCUGAGGAAUGAACCAUAUGCGAAGUACGUGUGGAACAGCCGUCUUCUGGAGAAAGUGAAGGAUGUCAUUCACCCAGACUGGCUUAUGUACAUCAUCCACGGCUUCUGUGGCCAGUCCAAGCUGCUGAUUUACGGACGCCCGGUUUACGUAACUCUGAUUGCACGCCGCUCCAGUCGCUUUGCUGGGACCCGUUUCCUGAAGCGAGGGGCAAACUGUGAGGGAGACGUGGCGAAUGAGGUGGAGACGGAGCAGAUUGUUCACGACGCAUCAGUGAUGUCCUUCCAGGCCGGCAGUUAUUCGUCGUAUGUACAGGUCAGAGGGUCCGUGCCGCUCUACUGGUCUCAGGACAUCUCGACCAUGAUGCCCAAGCCACCUAUACGACUGGACCAGGCUGAUCCAUAUGCCCAUGUUGCCGCUCGCCACUUUGACCAGUUGUUCCAGAGAUUUGGAUCUCCCAUCAUCAUCCUCAACCUUGUUAAGAAACGGGAAAAGCGAAAGCAUGAGAAGAUUCUGAGUGAGGAGCUUUAUCCGGCCAUAAUCAACCUCAACCAGUUCCUACCCCCGGAACACUGCAUCGACUACAUCGCCUGGGACAUGGCUCGCUACACCAAGAGUAAACUGUGUAACGUCCUGGACCGUCUGAGUAUGAUAGCGGAGAACGUGGUGAAGAGGACCGGCUUCUUCGUCAACCGCUCUGAUUUCUACUGCCAUGAGCUGAGACCUGACGAGAGGUGGGGUGAUCUGGGAGGACAGGUGACUACAAACGGAAGGGUACAGACAGGAGUAUUGAGGACAAACUGUGUGGACUGCCUGGACCGCACUAACACAGCCCAGUUCAUGGUGGGGAAAUGCGCCUUGGCCUACCAGCUUUAUGCUCUGGGCCUGACGGAUAAGCCCAAACUCCAGUUUGACACCGACUGUGUCCGGUUGUUUGAAGAGUUGUAUGAGGAUCAUGGGGACACGCUAUCUCUGCAGUAUGGAGGUUCCCAACUGGUUCACAGAGUGAAAACCUACCGCAAAAUCGCCCCCUGGACACAGCACUCCAAAGACAUCAUGCAGACUCUGUCCCGUUACUAUAGCAACGCUUUCUCAGAUGCAGACAGACAGGAUGCGAUCAACCUGUUUCUGCAGAUGUACCAGCCGUCUGAGACCAAACCCCACCUGUGGGAACUGCCCACUGAUUUCUAUCUGCACCAGAGCAACACCAUGGGCCUGCUACUGGAAAGACGCAGUUACACGUAUUGGUGGUCUGGUGGUGUGCUGGACCAUUUGCCUUUUCCUUAUGAUGAAGUGCCUUGUGAGGAGAACAGGAAGAAGGUGGCGGUGAAAAGGGUUAACCGUUACGACGAGAGUAUUGACACGUACUCCGAGUUCUUCAAACCUUACGAACUCACCUCAUUCGACGACACGUUCUGUAUCGCCAUGACUAAUUCCGCGAGGGAAUUUAUGCCAAAGACGGUUGGAGUAGACCCAAGUCCCUUCACAGUAAGGAAACCAGAGGAGACUGGGAAAUCAGGCCUCAGUAAUAAAUCGAAUAAGGAGGAGACAGUGUUGCAGCGUAAGACCGCCGCCAGUGCCCCCCCUCCACCCAGCGAAGAGCAGAUCUCCAGCAGCUCCGAGGAUGACUCUGAGGAAGACCGGGACGAUGACGGAGCCGUCUCCCAGAGAUCCACACCAAUCAAGCUGGCUGAAUCCGGAGACAGCGUCCGCGCACAGGAGCAGCAGCAGCAGUCGGCGAGGGAGCCUUACGGUCUAAACCUGUCGGAGUCGCCCGCCGAGGCAGACCUGCUGAUCUACCACAAGUUUGUCCAUUUGGGUCAAAACCAACACCAAGUGGAGAGAAGUGACCAAUCAGCAGACCCCAAACUCCUGGAGAACUUCAUUAACCUGGUGCCUGUGUCCUGCUUUGCGGCAGACAGUAUCUACGAGGUGGCUGCUCCUCAGGUGGAUGUCGACAGUAAGGAGGUGUUUGAGGAGCACAUUCAGGCUGGACGGGGCUUCGUCCGGACUCUGUGCAGAGAAGACCUCCUCAUGUAUCGGGAGUACAUCAAAAACAGAUACAUGUGACUCUAUUGCACCUCCCCUCCACUCUGACCUCCUCAUGUACAGGGAGUACAUCAAAAACAGAUACAUGUGACUCUGUUGCACCUCCCCUCCAUUCUGACCUCCUCAUGUACAGGGAGUACAUCAAAAACAGAUACAUGUGACUCUAUUGCACCUCCCCUCCAUUCUGACCUCCUCAUGUACAGGGAGUACAUCAAAAACAGAUACAUGUGACUCUAUUGCA
Molecule: messenger RNA, 2947 nt
Organism: Chanos chanos (milkfish)
Lineage: Eukaryota; Metazoa; Chordata; Actinopteri; Gonorynchiformes; Chanidae
Gene: fig4a
Product: FIG4 phosphoinositide 5-phosphatase a
Exons: 23
Biological process (GO): phosphatidylinositol dephosphorylation
Cellular component (GO): intracellular membrane-bounded organelle
Molecular function (GO): phosphatidylinositol-3,5-bisphosphate 5-phosphatase activity
Source: RefSeq, a predicted model, not a curated record